AUGGGGUUCAAAAGAUGUGCAGACAGAGUGGUAUUAUCGGCCGCAUUUCUCACAUGUUUUACAUUCAUUCUUAUUACAAGUUCAUACCUCGUUGUAGAUUUAAUUGUAUCGCGAAAAGUGGUGGGUCAAUUAAACAAAGACAGUGUUUUUAUCACUGGAUGUGACUCAGGUUUCGGAAACUUGCUCGCGAAAAGUCUAGACAAAAGAGGGGUGAAGGUAUUUGCGGGGUUCUUGACAGAUGAAGUUGCCGCGCAGUUAGAGUCGGAGACGUCCAGUCAUCUUCAAACCCUCGUCGUUGACAUAACACAACGCGAAUCUGUGAAGAAGGCUUUGGAUUUCAUUUCAAGAAGAAUUGGAAGUGAAGACUUCGAGCGUGUUCUACACGUCAACAUAACGGGGACAUUAUCAGUGGCACAUGCGUUUCUGCCAUUACUGAGGAAGUCACGUGGUAACCGUUUGCGCGAGUUCUUCAACUCUGGCCUUAAGGUUAUAACCAUUGAGCCAGGAGGAUUUAGGACGAAUCUUACAGAGCAGGAGAGUCUUGCUAAUAUGGUACACAAAGGGUUCAAAACCGAAACAAAGGAACAGCAAGACGUCUAUGGAGGAAAUAUUGCAGAAUACAUUAUGGGUGGUGUACGUUUGGCGUCACAGUAUGUAAGCAAUCGACCUCAGAGCGUUGCUGAAGCGAUGGCGCAUGCGCUACUUGCAAAAUAUCCCAGGAUGUGUUACCCAGUUGGAUACGACGCUUAUAUCUUUUUUGGCUUCAUGAGGAUGAUACCGGAAAGGGUCGGCGACUAUAUCCUGGGCUGGCCAGCACCUCACGGUCGACAGUGUGAGGAUUUUAAACAGCACAAUGAUUAG
Mya arenaria is the source of this 861-nucleotide messenger RNA. Its product is annotated as retinol dehydrogenase 7-like. The coding region runs from base 1 to 861 and encodes 286 amino acids. The transcript has 5 exons. NCBI's taxonomy places the organism in Eukaryota, Metazoa, Mollusca, Bivalvia, Myida, Myidae. The record is from RefSeq and is a predicted model, not a curated record.